This is a messenger RNA of Passer montanus (Eurasian tree sparrow), 1652 nucleotides long. It is a transcript of the gene ADISSP, whose product is annotated as chromosome unknown C20orf27 homolog. The transcript is spliced from 6 exons. Lineage: Eukaryota; Metazoa; Chordata; Aves; Passeriformes; Passeridae. Bases 183 to 713 code for a protein of 176 amino acids. The record is from RefSeq and is a predicted model, not a curated record.
CGGCGGCACCGGGGGGACACCGGGGACACGGGGGGACACCGGGGACAGCCGGGGACAGCCGGGGGCGGCAGAGCGGCCGGGGCAGCCCCGCGGGCCGCGGGUGAUGGCGGAGAAUUCCCGGACGAUGCCCCCGGGCCGCUGAAAGUGGGGACAGCGACAUCGCCGGACGGCGCCGGGGACAGAUGGCGACAGCCGGCAAGGGCAGCAAGAGGAAGGGCGCAGGAGUGCGCUUCACCCCCGAGGGGACCCAGGGCCACCACCAGGAGGGGACACAGGGCCACGUCCACUUCCAGGAGCAGCUGCACGACUCGGCCGUGAUGGUGACACAGGACAAGGACGGCCACUUCCUGGUCAAGGUGGGAUUCCUGAAGAUCCUGCACAAGUACGAGAUCACCUUCCUGCUGCCCCCCACGCCGAGCCUGGGCAAGGACAUUUGUCCCCUCCCUGUCCCCAACCCCAACCUGCGCAUCAUCAGUGUCACCCCACUGCCGGAAGGGCACAGCGUGCGCUGCGAGUACAUGGCGCACAAGGAGGGCGUGCUGAAGGAGGAGCUGCUCCUGGCCGGACACAGCUCCGGCCCAAUCAAGGUCACCGUCCAGGCCCGGGUCAUGGACCGUCACCACGGGACUCCGAUGCUCCUGGACGGGGUGCGCUGCAUGGGAGCCGAGCUGGAAUACGACUCGGAGCAGAGCGAGUGGCACGGCUUCGACUGACCCCAAACCCCACCCCGGGGGACCCCAAAGUCCCCAAAGCACAGCACGGUCCCCAAAGCGGGCAGGGGGGACCCCGCUUGUUGCUGCUGCCGCUGCUUCGCCCUCACCCCGCAGCCCCGGGGGGGUUUUGGGGGAAUUGUGCCUCUUGGGGUGGGAAUUUUCCUCUUCUCUGGGGUGGGGGAGGAAUUUUGCCUGUGGAAUGUGGGGCGGGAGCGGGGGUCCCCCAUGGCUUCAGGGUUGGGGCCAUGUCCCCCGGCCAUGUCCUUGUGUUGCUGCCAGCGCCUCUUUUUGGGGUAUUUUUUUUGUUUUUCUCAGAUUUUUUUCCUGGUUUUUUUUCUCUCUUUUCCUUUUUUUUUUCCUCAUGGUACAAGGACCAGGAGCAAUUUCAGGAGGUUUUAUGUGCCUACAAAUAUAUAUAUAUAUAUAUGUAUAUAAAUACAAAGAUAUCUUACAUGCCUGGGGAGGGGGGGUUAAAGUACAAAAUCCCACCUUGGGAAGGAUUAAAAUCCCACUGGGAAUGUGCUGGGAGCCCAGAUCCCCUCCAUGAACCUGCCCAGAGGGACAGGGGACACCCCUGGGUGGAGAAUCCCAAAGAGUCCUGGUUCGGGAUGGGGAAGGGUAAUGAGGCCAAUUCCAGUUAAAGGAAGAUGGGAGAGGGUGGGGACAGGGACUGGGGUCCCCAGGAUAAGGGGGGGGGUCUCAGUCUGGGAGGGAAUCAAUGGUGCCAGGUCCUGGCAUGGUCCCCACAGUGACAGGAGGUCUCAGCUGGGGUGGAAAUCGAUGGUGGCAUCUCCAGGAAGGUCUCAGUUGGACAGGAAGUCCAUGGUGGCAUCUCCAGGAAGGUCUCAGUUGGACAGGAAGUCCAUGGUGGUAGGUCCCAGAGGUCCCCACGAUGUUGGCGGGGUCUCAGCUGGAAAUGAAGCUGAUGGUGGCAUCUCC